Dicrocoelium dendriticum is the source of this 2397-nucleotide messenger RNA. NCBI's taxonomy places the organism in Eukaryota, Metazoa, Platyhelminthes, Trematoda, Plagiorchiida, Dicrocoeliidae. The record is from the annotation of a GenBank genome assembly.
AUGAAUACUCGGAAACUGCUCACUCUUCCGUCGACGGCUUUUCCCACAGACAUGGACUGGUUUAGUAGGCAGCGGGGAAAACCAACUACCACGAUGAAUCAGAGAGGCGAUAUUUUUGUUCUGGCUACCACAGAUGGACGAGUGCAUAUCUUAAAUACCAACGGAACUGUCGAGAAAUCUGUGGAGGCUCACCAGGGCGCGGUACUUUCCAUAAAAUGGAACCAUGACGGCUCUUCCUUUGCUACCGCUGGGGAAGACGGACACAUAAAAAUGUGGUCGCAAAGUGGAAUGCUUCGUUCAACGUUGGCUAAACACGGUCUACCUAUAUAUUCUCUGGCAUGGAGUCCAGACGCUUCUCAUAUUCUGUUGGCAGCAGGGAAACAACUGGUUUUACAGCCGUUACAGACCAACAUCAAGUCAAUUACGUGGAAGGCUCACGAUGGGCUGGUGCUAAAAGUGGACUGGAAUCAAGUAACAGGUCAGAUGCUAUCUGGUGCAGAGGACUGUAAAUACAAGAUUUGGGACUCUUUCGGCCGAUUGUUAUACUGCAGCGCGCCCACUGAUAGUCCAAUCACCUCGGUCACUUGGUCACCCGAUGGUCAACUAUUUGUCGUGAGCAACUUUAAUGUGCUGCACUUGUGUGACAAACAAGGGUGGUCCUACGCAGUGCAGAACACAGAGACUGGCAGUUUGUUCAAUUUGAGAUGGUCACCGGAUGGAACACAAGUCGCUGCCGCUGGCGGGAAUGGGCGGGUGUUUGUCGCCCAGUUAACAGACCGUUGGAUGGAGUGGGAUGGCUUCGAGGCGGCUAUCAAAGACAACCGCACAGUGGAGGUCCACAACCUACGAAAUGGCGCCAUCGACCACUUGGAAUUUCCUGACCGGAUCAGUAGAAUUUCACUGAAACAUAACCAUUUGAUUGCUGUGACUACCUCACAGUGCUACAUCUACAACACGUCAAAUUUCAACACGCCGAUGAUAACCGAUUUGAGGGAGUGCAAUGUCACGCUAAUCGCGCAAUGUCCAAGAUACUUCCUGUUGGUAGACGGAACAAACAUUUACGUCUACACUUACGACGCCCGUUUGGUGUGUUCACCGAAGCAAACCAACCUUCGAACGGAUGUACAAGACGCGGAUGCACUGACUCUUUCAAAUGAAACGAUAGGCAUUAAAAACAAGCUUGAUGGGAAAGUUAUAUACUUGUUCGAAACUGAGAGCGGGAAACCGAUCGGAGACGGCAAGCCAUUUACCCACUGUAUUGAAAUUCUACAAAUAGGAUUGGACCAGUGCAGUGCGCCGCUGGAACAGCGGAUGGCGUUUAUCGACAGGAAUAGAGAUCUCUACCUGAUGUCGGUGCGUGUUUUCGGGGCCGCUAGAAAGGUGGUAAAGUUGAGCUCGAUGACGACGUCGCUGGUUUGGGCGGAAUCCUCCAACAUGUUGGCGGCCAUCACCAAUGAAAACUUGACUAUCUGGCUUCAUCCAAGCGCUGCGUUUAUAGACAAGCACCUCGCAGCGUUGACGACGCAGAUGCAUGAAACGCAAGAGGAGCUUGGCAAGCAAACGGAAUUGGUCCGCUUCACCAGAGGCCGGUUAGCGAUCCGAAGAGCCAAUGGGAGCAUGGUGUCAUUCGGAGUGCCCCCCUAUCCGGAUGAGCUGCAUCGGCUAAUUGCCGCACACAAAUGGACCGAAGCUUUGUGCCUCUGUCGCAGCGUGAACGACAAGAUGUUGUGGGCUUGUCUGGCGAUAUUCGCUAUGUGUGCAAAGGACUUGGAUACUGCAGAAGUUGCUUUUGCCGAAAUUAAUGAGGUGGAUAAAGUGGAGUAUAUACAAUACGUUAAGAAUUUACCAAGCAAAGAAAUGCAGACGGCCGAAAUACUGCUGUUGUGCGGAGAAACUCAAGACGCAGAGGGAGUUCUACUCCAAGCUGGACUCUAUUUCCGAGCAAUCAUGCUGCACCUAUGCAUGUAUAAUUGGAAUAGGGCGAUCGAAUUGGCUCAGAGUUAUAAAGUUGCACUCGACAUUGUCCUGUCCACGCGCCAGGCCUACCUAAAACAAUGCAAGCGCACAGAAACCCUGGAGAGAUACUCGCAACAAACCAACCAAAAAAUGCUUGACCCGAAGGUCUUGAGAGAGAGAAUAGAAGAGGAAUAUCAGAAAGAGGUUCAAGAAAAGUGUCGCUGAAAUGCGUUUGUGCUUCAAACUCUGGUAAUUCAUUCGGCAAAACAAAAGUAAUGCAUUUUACAUACUGAGUUUUGUCCAGAAUGUCGACUCGGAAGUACAUUCGAUGUGAAAAUCGUCAAGGAUGAUAGUCGUUGAAAUAAUGACACGAACUAAUUAAGCAGCCUACUGAUCACAUGAUGGAGGCUCGUGUAUUUUAGAAUAAAUUUCUACUGCCAU